CUGAACCGAAUCAUUCUCGAACGACCCAUAACUAGUUCCGUCUCCAAACCGGAAGUAAGUGUCAAGCAAGAUGGUGGCCACCCGGAGGGGCGUUCGCGUGAGUUCUCCGACUAAAACAAACGUCGAACAGCCCUCCGAAGAUAAGGCCACUCCAUCCACUGGAAGAAGAACCAGGAGUGCUGCUCCACAGGUGGACAACCCCACUGUGAGCCAGCUUCAAGAAUCCGAUGUGUGGACGUCCACGUUGAAAAGAUGCACCAGAGCCUCCAGACUCCACAGCCCGGAGCAGCCUUGCACUCCCGUGGGCUCCAUCCACGAAUCAGACGUAUCCGACCUGGAAUCCUGCUGCUCCGAUGUGAACGUCGGACCUGUGAGACGAAGCAGCAGAAGGAGACCUCCUAGUAAAGUAAAUCAAGAAGAUGACAUUUCCGAAGCGGAGUCGUGUUCGUCUCUCGUCCUGAAAAACGUGAGAAGCACAAGGAAGAUGGCGGUGGACAAGAAGUUAGCAUCCAGUAGCUCUGCGGUUUCUGAUGAUGAAGCACCAACAAGAAGCAGGAGAGUCCAUCACACAAAAGAGUCAAAGUCAGACGCGGAAUCCUGCUCUUCUGCGGUAUCGCCCACAAGAACUCGCCGCAGCACGAGGAAAAAACUCAUACCUGACCCAGAACUAGAAGAUGAGACCAAAGACAGCAUGGUGGACUUGGUUCCUGAGUCCUACCAGAGAGUGACUCGAAGUCAAAGAAAAAGCGUUGUGACCAGAAGGUCCGCCAAGAGACCUCAAGAGGACUCUGAGUUUUCCGACGCUGAGAGCAGCACUUCGAGCGUCUUCGAGGAUUCUCGCUCUGAAGUCCGUCGAAGUACCAGAAAACGAAAUCCACCACGCCCCAUUCCCAUGAACCUGGACGAGGUCUCGGUAGGUUCUCCCACACUGAGAAGGACAACAAGAAGAACGACGACAGCACCUGAGAAGUCAUGUGACUCUGAGAGCUUUGAUUCCGGUCCAGACUACAGCGUCUCCACAUGGGACAAGACCCGAUCCUCCAGGUCUAAGACUGUGGAGUCGGACUCCGACGUAACCGAGGGAGGCGGGACGCCUUGCAGCAGCCGCAGCGGAUCGGGGAGCAGCCGGCGCCGCGCUCCGGUGUCCAUGAUGAAGGAACUUGUUGUAGUUCUGGAGAACACCGUCGAGGAACUGAUGGACAACUCGGUUCUGGAGAGCACGGUGGUCGCUGAAGAUGCUGAUGGGACGCUGCUGGAGGAGGACGCGACCAAAGCUGCUCAGAUGGAAGACAUUGCACCUGAAGAUGAAGAAGAGAAGAAAGCUCCACCAAGGAAUAGUAAAGAAGACUCUGGUACUGAGGCUGCAGUGGCGUCUACAGGAAAGCACGGCGAGCUGUCUGUUGAAGACCAGGAUGAAGACGCCUCGCCAGUGGAAGUGGAAACCGAGGAAACGGAGAAGAAGCUUCAACGUGCCUCUGACGACAAAGCAGACCAGCAGGGCGAGCCGUCUGCUGAAGAACCUGCUGAAGAACCAAAGGAAGGAGACGCCUCGGUGGAAGUGAUGGACGAAACUGAGGCUUCUUCCACACAGCCGAGGAGUAACGAUGUGGAGGAGGAGAUCAUGAGCACGCAGACCAAAACCCCACAUGAUGUUUCAGGAGAAAGGCUUGGUGACAUGGAGGACACGGCGACGUCUGAAGCUCCACCGAAACACGAAAAAGCUUCUCUUAAAACUUUCAGCCUCAUGGUGAGCAGUGACGAUGAUGAUGAUGAUGAUGAUGACGAAGAAGAGGAGGAGGACUACAUCUCAGAGGAAGAGGAGAAUGGAGGAGAAAGACCAAGUAUCUCCAAGAAGCCCAAAGACACGAUGGAGUCCGUGGAAGGCUUGUUCAUGGUGGACACCAGGACCGGGGAGGACGUGUAUGAGGACUACACGUUGGAGCGACUCACCAAGGAGGAACUGGUUGGCGGGAAGCACGACGACGACGAGGAGGAGGAGUUUGUGGACGAAGAAGGAAGUGAUGACAACGGCGAAGCAGACCUCAGCUUGACGAGCGAGAAUCACUGGUUGAAGAACAUGUCCAGCAGCAUCGACCCGGGCAUCGACAUGAAGCAGCUCGGCGGUCUCUACAUCACGUUGGACGGUGGCAAAUCAAAACCUGGUCCCGGUGCUGCCAAGAGACCCAAGAAAAAGAACAAUUCCCAAGAUGAGCUGAUGAAGAAGAGCGUGAUGGGUCCGGACUUCGAGAAGAAGGACUCAGUUCCUCCGUACAGAGAAUCCAAACAAGUCCUGAAAAAAAAACACAGAGUGGAGCGUGAAAAGUCCACAGGUGACAGCUGGUUCAACAUGAAAGCUCCUGAGCUCACCAAGGAGCUUCAAGGAGAUCUUCAGCUCCUGAAGAUGAGAGGAUCCCUGGAUCCGAAAAGGUUCUACAAGAAGAACGACCGAGAUGGCUUCCCCAAGUACUUCCAGGUGGGCACUGUGGUGGACAACCCGGUGGACUUCUAUCAUUCCCGCGUUCCCAAGAAGCAGAGGAAGAGGACCAUGGUGGAGGAGCUUCUGGCCGAUGCCGAGUUCAGGCACCAAAACAAGAAGAGGUACCACGACAUCGUAGCCGAGAAAGCGGCUCAGGCGGCGGGAAAACACCGCAAGUUCAAGAAGAACCGAUUCCAUAAGAAAUCGGAGAAAGUCAGGAAGUGAGGCGGCCAUGUUUGUUGUCAGGAACAAUCAUAUUUAAACCUGCACACAAAUCAUUUUUCCAUAAAAGGAUUUAUUCAUUCGUGAUCAUGUUGACUUGCUGGUGGACUUUCCCAAGCCAACCAUGGCACAGACUUGAUAGCAAGACCAGCUUAAUUUUAAAGUAAAUGUAUCUGACCCUGAACUCUAAAUGUACCUGAACCCUAACCCUAAAAAUACCCGACGCCCCCCUGCUGGGUGCUGACAUUAAAGGGUGUAUUUCUAGCAAGAAGUUGCUGUGGUCUUUGUUUGUUGGUACGUGACGUAGCGAUGUCAAUACGUGACGUU
This is a messenger RNA of Doryrhamphus excisus (bluestripe pipefish), 3025 nucleotides long. It is a transcript of the gene dnttip2, whose product is annotated as deoxynucleotidyltransferase, terminal, interacting protein 2. Gene Ontology annotation, biological process: RNA processing. Gene Ontology annotation, molecular function: RNA binding. The record is from RefSeq and is a predicted model, not a curated record. NCBI's taxonomy places the organism in Eukaryota, Metazoa, Chordata, Actinopteri, Syngnathiformes, Syngnathidae. Gene Ontology annotation, cellular component: nucleolus.